Oryctolagus cuniculus (rabbit) is the source of this 3431-nucleotide messenger RNA. Its product is annotated as insulin receptor substrate 1. Gene Ontology annotation, molecular function: insulin receptor binding; phosphatidylinositol 3-kinase binding. Gene Ontology annotation, biological process: insulin receptor signaling pathway. Gene Ontology annotation, cellular component: cytosol; plasma membrane. The record is from RefSeq and is a predicted model, not a curated record. NCBI's taxonomy places the organism in Eukaryota, Metazoa, Chordata, Mammalia, Lagomorpha, Leporidae.
CUGGCUCUGCCUCCCUGUAACUCUUUCAAAUAAAUAAAUCUUUAAAAAAAAAAAAAAUGGCUGGUACACCCUGCACUGAGAAAGAGAGUCAGGUAUCCUUGCUUCUACUGUUACCCCCUGCCUGCGGGUCAUCUCCCAACACCAUCUUCACCAGGGGCCACAGUAGGCCUCCCCUCCCCCACCUCAGCUGCAGGCUGCAGGAAUCUUUGCCACCGGAGUGAACUCACCAGGCCUGCUAAAGCCCCACUGGAUGCCAAGUGCAUGUUUGCCUGGCAGGGUGCACCAGGACCAGGGCCAUCCCCACCCCACAGAGUGGGCGGUCCUAGGAUCAGAACUGACACACAAAAAUGUCCAAUCCCCAACCCCAUGGCAAACCACUCAACAUACAGGGGGGAAAGGGAGACUGCCCGGGAGAGGUGCUUCUGUGACCAGUCUUUGGCCCUCCCAGGUAGCAUUUCUGAGGCCAGGCUGGUGAGGGGCUGAGGGCACUGGGGAGGCUUGAAGGGGUACCCCUGGGAGAUGGCAGGCUCCUGCUCCAGAGGCUCUCCCGGCUACCUGGCUGGGAUUCCGGCAGAUUUGGGCUGUGAACAGGGCUCAACCGGCAAAUUUACUUAUCCCAAGAUGCCCCCUAUCACUGCAAAGCCAAGGAGGAACUGGACCUGCAGCUCAGAAAUUGACCUAGCCCAGCUCAGUCGCCAUGGCUCGCAGAGCAUAAAGAGCACAGAGCCAUUCCUGGGUGGGAAGAGGUACAUAGAGACGGCCGCCUACAAAGAAGGGGUUGUGAGGCGGGGACGCCGCUGGAGCCUUCUAACAGCAGAGGCCCCAGCCACUGCCAUCGCGAAGGACACGAUGCCAAUCACGCUUGCUUUCUGCACCGCCACGGGCUGUCCCUGCCUGCCCCGCCGCGGCCGUCCACCGCCCCCACAGUCAGUCAGCUGAUUGGUAGAGACGCCCCCACACUCCCCGCCCUGCAAAGGAUCCGGUCCCUGGGCGGAGGACGCCUCUCCUACACGUCCCGAUUCAAAUCCCAGAGCCUGUGCGUGCGGGGGUUAACCCCGCGGGGGUGGGGACCGCGAGAGGGGUCGGCCGAGGGAGGGGUGGGACGGGAGGCGGCGGCGGGUGGAGCUAAGGAGGCCUUAGGAGACCCGGGUGUCCCAGGAAGCCCGGCAGCCACCCGGGCACACUCAGUGCGCAGACCCCUUGCCCCACACUUGGAGUCGGGAGCCGGAGAGAAACGCUGGGAACUGAGACGGGUCGCCGCUGCCCCUCCUCUGGCCCGGGAUGACGCCCGGAGGCGGCGGCGGCCCCACGGCCACCCCGGAGCCCCAGUCGGUCGACGUGCCCCUUGGCCCGCCGCUGCCCUGGGCUUGCCCGGCCGACGUGCGGCUCUGCGGCUACCUGCGGAAGCAGAAGUCCCAGCGCCGCCGCUUCUUCGCGCUGCGCACGGACCCGGCGCGCCUCGAGUGCUACGAGAGCGAGGAGAAGUUCCGCGCAGGCUUCGGGGGCCCCGCGCGCCCGCGGCGCAGCGUGAGCCUGGCAGGAGCGUGCACCAUCAGCAAGCGCGCGGAUGCGCGCCAGCGCCACUUGAUCGUGCUCUACACGCGCGACAGCAGCCUGGGCGUGGCGGCGGCCAGCGAGGCUGAGCAGCAGGCGUGGUACAGCGCCCUGCUCGAGGUGCGCGCCGGCGCCGGUCCCAGCUCCCACGAGGACCCCGAGACCUGGUUCCUCGCUCCGUUUCAGGACGUCUGGCCCGUGACGCUGCGACCCAAAGGGCUGGGGCGGACACGAGGCCUGGGCAGCGGACGCUACCGCCUGUGCCUGGGUUCGGGGGCCCUGAGCCUGCUGCGGAAGCCUCGGGAGAGAGGCUCCCGGGACCCCCGGGCCUCACCGCCGCCCGCCCUGCGCCUGUCCCUGCUCAGCGUGCGCCGCUGCGGCCACGCUGAUUCUUUCUUCUUCCUGGAACUCGGCCGCUCCGCGCCCACGGGUCCUGGGGAGCUCUGGCUGCAGGCGCCCGACGCCGUGGUGGCCCAAAGCAUUCACGAGACGGUCCUGGCCGCCAUGAAGCGACUCGGGGGCAGUGCUGCAGGGGGCAGGGCUGAGCCACUGCCCAGAGAUUCCCCGACGAGCGCUUCCAGACCCCCUAUCUCCCGUCCCUUCGAGACCCCGGGCUCCCCUGCCCAGUCAAGUGGCCUGGGCCAUCGAGAGUGCCUGGAAGAGAGAGUGGAGCAGACAACUCUCAAGACCCUGGCGAGGCCAGGGACGGCGGCCUCCUACCCCAAGGGCUUAGAUCCGGGCAGGGAUUACAUAAGCAUGCGGGCAGGGAGGGACUACGAGCCCAUGGCGGGCGGCGAGGCCGGCAGCUACGUGGUGAUGGCGCCCCCAGGCCUCCAACAGGCCACCAACAGCGAUGCUACCGGCCAGCCGCUCCAGGACCAGGGAGGCCCCGAAUACGUGCCCAUGAACCGCUUUCCUCCAGAGUCCGUUCCUUCUGGCGCCCUGCCCCAUUCCCGCAAGUCCGGAGCUGGGAAGCCCGGAUCCAGGCUCCCAGCUGCUCAUCAAGGCAUAGGGGGGAGCAGGGGCCCCGCAGGGCCUCAGCCGUGCUCGCUGCCGCCCUCAGAGCCGCCCGGGCAGUCCGCGUGCGCGCGGUAUUCAGCCUCUGGUGAUGCCCGAGUGGCUAGUGCCAGGCCGGAGCCCCGCGACGCCUGCCUCAACUAUGUCGACCUGGACCUGGUGCCGCCCCUAGCAGCGCGAGGGGGCGCCCCGGGGGCCGGCCCCCACAGCUAUGCGUGCAUAGAAUUCUAGAAUCUUCAGGAGGCCGCGGUGAGGAGACAUUGGCACCAGCCCUGCCCAGUCUCGCCGGCGGGUGGGGGGCGGGGCACGGGAAAAAAGAACAAAGUUGCUAAAGACCUCCUGCUCUGCCUCCAGACCCUCCCCCACACCACUGCCUCUGCCCUGGGCUGCUGCUCCUUCCAGCCGUGGCGCCUAAGAAAUCCUCAGGAGGAGGUCCCCUAAGAAGUUGGAGUCUUUUGAAGGAGAACAUUCUAGAACCCUAAUACCACUGCCCCAGCUGCAAACUUGGCUUUCUCAGCUGGAGCUGUGACCCUGUUUUUGCGCAGUCUGCCCAGAAUCACUGGGGACCUCACCUAUGGACGGCGCCUCCCCUAGGGACCUGCCUGCCCACCCCCAACACCUGCAGCCUUUCCUAUGAGCCAACCCCCCCCCCGCCCCUGCCUACGCCCAGGGGCCCCAGCACCACAAUGACGGGAACACCCAGGGGUCUCACACUAGUGCACCCCCAAAAGUGGGGUGUCCCCUUACUGUCCUAGUGCAGGCCGUGGCCUCACACAAUGGUUCCCCUCGCCAGCCUGUACUGGGGACCACCCACCCACCUGCCCACUCAUUAAAAGCACCCUGCUUGCUCAGCCUAGAGA